Messenger RNA from Adineta steineri, 2295 nucleotides. NCBI's taxonomy places the organism in Eukaryota, Metazoa, Rotifera, Eurotatoria, Adinetida, Adinetidae. The record is from the annotation of a GenBank genome assembly.
AUGGGUGAUAUAUUGUCCAAACCAAUUAUCAAUGAUGAAGAAAUUCUAAUAGAUGAUUUGUCAUUAAAACCAAUAAAACGUUGUUUUUCAUUACAAGAAGAAAAAAAUAAAGAAUUAAUUUUAAUAUGGUUAGAUGAAAAAUCUGGUGAUGAUACACUUGAUACAUUACGUACAAAGACAUUACUUCGACAAAUAAAUAAUGAUCAUUGUUUAUUUUUUAAUCAAAUUAAUCCAUUUCUUAAUCAGAUUGAAAUAUUAAAGAAUAAAAAUAUGAAAAUCUUAGUUGUUAUAUCUGGUUCAUUUGCUCAAAUAAUUCUUCCAAAAAUACAUGACAUUAUUUCAACGAUAAUUAUAUUUUGUGGAAAUUAUAAUAAAUAUUCUGAAUUAAAUAGUAAAUAUAUCAAUGUUACUGAUGUUUGCACUGAUCAUGAAACAUUAAAAAAUUGUAUCGAACGUGAAAUUUCAUCGUUAAAAUUAAAUUUAUUUGAAAAGCAAACUUAUAAAACUAUUCGAACGUUAACAUCCUCAGAAAAUAUUCUUGGAAAUGGUGACGCUUAUUUUUCUUAUAUUUUAUUUAUUGAAUUAUUAAAACAAAUGCCACAAACAAAACAAAUGAAAGAAAUUAUGUUAAAUAAAUGUAAAGAUUAUUAUCGACGAGAUAAACAAGAAUUAGAAAAAAUUAAUAAUUUUCAUUUAUAUUAUAAUUCAGAAAAAGCAAUUGAUUGGUAUAUUGAAGAUUGUUUUGUUUAUCAUUUAAUUAAUCGUGCAUUCCGAACAGAAGAUAUUUCAUUAUGGUAUCUUUUUCGAUUUUAUAUUGUUGAUCUUUGUAAACAAUUAGAAAAAAUUCAUAAAGAACAAAAUAUUCAACAUAAUUUAAUACUCUAUCGUGGUGAAGCACAUUUACCGAAAAAAGAAUUUGAAAAUUUAAAAACAAAUAUUGGUGGAUUAAUUUCAACAAACGGAUUUUUUUCUACAAGUCAACAAAUUGACAUUGCUCAAGUAUUUAUUUCUGAUGCAAAAGAUACUGAUGAGUUUAAAGUUGUUAUAUUUCAAAUAACAGUUCAUACAUCUCAAUUAAAAAAUAUUAUUUUUGUUGAUAUAGAUAAAUAUACUGGAAAAAUAGGUGAGAAUGAAGUUCUUUUUAAUAUUGGAUCAGUAUUUAGGAUUGAAAAUGUCGAAUAUGAUAAUGAUAUGGAAGUAUGGAAAAUUGAAAUGAAUGCUACUGAUGAAGAUAUAUAUCAAAUAGAAUAUCGAUUUGAUAUAAUGCGAGAAAAGUUUGAAAAAGGUAAUAUUAAUCUAUUAUUUGGUCGUCUUUUAUUAGAUAUGAAACAAUAUGCUAAAGUUGAAUCUUAUUUUCGAAUGAUGUUAUCAAUUUUACCAAGAGAACAUGAAGAUUUAGCUUCUGUUUAUGAUCAUAUUGGUGAUCUUAAUAUGCGUAUUACCAAUUGGAAUGAAGCCUAUACAAGUUUUUGCAUAGCAUUGAAUAUAAAAAAGACACGAUUACGUUCUAAUCACCCUAGUUUUGCAGUAACGUUCAAUGGAAUUGGUAAUUAUUAUAAAGCAAUUGAUAAUAUAUCACAAGCAUACAGUUAUUAUUUGAAAGCAUUGGAAUGUAAUAAUGAUGAAUAUAAUAAAAUCAUUGCCAAAUUAAAUAUUGCAAAUAUUCAUAUGAUAAAUCAAGAAUUUGAUAAUGCCUUGAAUUUAUGUAUCGAAAUACGAGAUAUUCUACAUCGAAUAAAAUCAUAUUCACAAAUAGAAAUUAUAUAUUGUCAAGGUUUUAUUGGUGAUAUUUAUUUAGCGAAAAAAAAUUAUCAGUAUGCUGAAGAUUUUUAUUUACUAGCAUUUGAACUAAGUAGAAGAUUUUUAUUUCCUGAUGAUCAUUGUCAAAUACGAUGUAUCAAAGCGUUAGUUAAUUUAUAUCAAGAGCAAGGCAAUGAAAGACAAGCAAUGCUAUUUUGUAAAGAACAAUUAUCAUUCCAGUAUAUUCAUCUUGAAGAAGAUGAUACAAGUAUUGCUUAUCUUUUAAUGAAGUUAGGUGAUCUUCAUACAAAUGAUGAUCUCGAAAAACUUCAAAUCUACAAGAGAGCACUGCAUAUUUUGGAGAAAAAAGUUCAUCAGGAAUAUUUCAUAACAUCCAUCUGUCUGAUGAACUUGGCAAAAUGUUGUCUCUACUGGAAUGAACAGGAGAAAGCGUUGACAUAUUAUCUGAGAGCUCUGGAAAUACAAAAUAAAAUCUAUCCUGCAAAUCAUUCGAAAAUAAUUGAAACACAAAGACUUAUUCAAUCCAUGGAAUAA